Wickerhamiella sorbophila is the source of this 1143-nucleotide messenger RNA. Its product is annotated as S-(hydroxymethyl)glutathione dehydrogenase. The record is from RefSeq and is a predicted model, not a curated record. Lineage: Eukaryota; Fungi; Ascomycota; Dipodascomycetes; Dipodascales; Trichomonascaceae. The transcript has a single exon. Gene Ontology annotation, molecular function: S-(hydroxymethyl)glutathione dehydrogenase [NAD(P)+] activity; zinc ion binding. Bases 1 to 1143 code for a protein of 380 amino acids. Gene Ontology annotation, cellular component: cytosol. Gene Ontology annotation, biological process: formaldehyde catabolic process.
AUGAGUGAUACCGCUGGGAAGACUAUCAAAUGCAAAGCAGCUGUUGCUUGGGCCGCAGGAAAGCCUCUUGAAAUCGAGGAAAUUGAAGUCGCACCUCCUAAGGCCCAUGAGGUUCGAAUCAAGGUACUUUACACCGGAGUUUGCCAUACUGAUGCCUAUACUCUCUCCGGCACUGAUCCCGAAGGAGCUUUCCCUGUUGUUCUAGGACAUGAGGGUGGCGGAAUUGUCGAGAGUGUUGGUGAAGGCGUCACCAAUGUAAAAGUUGGUGAUCAUGUUGUUCCGCUUUAUACCGCUGAGUGCCGAAAGUGUAAGAUGUGUCUCAGCAAUAAGACGAACCUCUGCAGUUCCGUCCGUGAGACCCAGGGCAGAGGGGUCAUGCCUGAUGGAACUUCUCGUUUCAGCAAAGAUGGCAAGGAACUAUUGCAUUACAUGGGUUGCUCUACUUUCUCGCAGUACACAGUGGUUGCUGAUGUUAGCGUAGUCGCUGUUGACGAAAAGGCACCUCUUGAUUCAGUAUGUCUGCUCGGGUGUGGCGUAACCACUGGAUAUGGUGCUGCUACGAUUACAGCUAACAUCCAGGAAGGCGACACUGUCGCCGUCUUUGGCGCUGGCUGUGUUGGUUUGUCUAUUGUGCAGGGCGCCAAAGCCCGUAAAGCUUCUCGUAUCAUUGUCAUUGACGUCGACUCCGGGAAAGAGAACUGGGCUCAUGAGUUUGGUGCCACAGAGUUUAUCAAUUCGAAGGACAUUACUGACAAGACCAUCCAGCAACACCUCGUUGAUAUUACUGACGGGGGCCUGGAUUUCACAUUCGACUGCACUGGCAAUACCGAUGUUAUGAGGUCCGCCCUGGAGGCAUGCCACAAAGGAUGGGGCCAGUCUGUAAUCAUCGGUGUGGCUGCUGCGGGCAAGGAGAUCUCCACCCGACCUUUCCAGCUUGUUACGGGCCGUGUUUGGCGUGGAUCGGCUUUCGGCGGUGUCAAGGGCCGCACUCAGAUCCCUGAGUUCGUGGAAAACUACAUGAACGGCGAACUGAAGGUCGACGAGUACAUCACACACCGUCAUGACUUGAAAAACAUUAACCAGGCUUUCGACGAUAUGCAUAGUGGUAAAUGUCUCCGUGCUGUGAUUAACAUGUUUAGCUGA